Molecule: messenger RNA, 2139 nt
Organism: Sporothrix brasiliensis 5110
Lineage: Eukaryota; Fungi; Ascomycota; Sordariomycetes; Ophiostomatales; Ophiostomataceae
Exons: 4
Coding region: 1-2139 (712 amino acids)
Biological process (GO): early endosome to late endosome transport
Cellular component (GO): plasma membrane; tubular endosome; late endosome
Molecular function (GO): guanyl-nucleotide exchange factor activity; SNARE binding
Source: RefSeq, a predicted model, not a curated record
AUGCCAGGAACAGCGGCCGGCGCCACCCGCCGAUUGCGCGACAGUAGCGACUGUUCCAGUGCCGAGGCCACUGCGCAUAGCCUCAAGGCCGUCGACGACACGAUGCCUUACCCCCUGAACCCAUUCCUCGCUGCAUUCUUCAACAGCUCGUUACCGACCCAGUGCAACCCGACAAGCAAUCACAUCUUGUUGGUCCCGACAACUGAGGUGCUGCUGACAUGCCGCGACGUAGAGUCUGGCAACGCGGCCGUGGCGGAGCUCCCGAACCUGGAUGAGUUCCUUGCCAGCCAUGUCAUCCGCAUGCCCAACCCCCGGGUGGCAGCGGCAGCAGCCAAUGCAGCCGGCGGUAAGGAUGGCGGUGUUAAUCUACGGGAGAUGCGUGGCAAGGCCAAACCAUACGGCACCUUCAACGGUCGCAGCGUUGUUAUCAAGGACAACCUUGUUUACAGCAACAAAGGUUUCAAGAGUUUGAAUCACGCCACCUUGAUUGGCGACACCAUUUGGUACGCCGACACGCUGGAACCAAAGCCAUGGCUCAUUUACUAUAUUUCGCGACCCCUUCUUGGCAACUGGGAGCCGGUCACGACGAUUCCGGCGAUUCUCCCACGGACCAUACCUAGUAACACAACUGUCAAUGCUUUGGCGGCGACUGCUGCCGGGGAAGCUUCACCGAGGGGUCCAAUUCAAACCCAACAGCAACAAUCCAAGAUCGGUAGUGCAUCCGGCACCAGCGAUGACUCUGGUCCUUCGACACCACGAAAGAAGGAUAUCAAAAGCUUCCACGAUCUUUUGAACCACUUCCCUGUUAUCGCACGCCAGAUGCAACCGGGCCUGGAUAAAAUCUAUCGGGAGUUUACGAGUGCUUUUGAGCAGACCCUUCCUCCACCGCCCACAGCAAGCCAUAUUCCCGACUCGGAACUCGAUGGUUCCAUACAAGCAACCAUGAAAAAGGCACGCUUGAACAGUGUUGCAGACCCCUCCAGGCCCCCGGCCAAGAUCCAGGACCAACCUGUGGAAAGGAGCCGAAGUUUACUAGAGGGCAAUACUGCAGCGGCGGAGUCGAACAGCGUCGAGAGCGCCAACAGUGGUGGCAGUAAUGGCAGUCAUGUUGUUUUGAAUGUAUCUGUUGCAGCCAAUGGCACGGACAGCCGAAACGGCUCAAAUAUUUCGACUUACAGCGGCAGCCAAGUUAGCGAAGAUUUUUAUCCUGACGAUGACGAGCAUGCGAUGCGGACCUCUCUUGAAACCGCCGUCACAACGGCCAUCGAUAUAUUCCAAGGAGUUGACAAACAACAACUGUCUCAUCUUGGUGCGACCACGGAUCUCACAGGCCCUCUGGUGGAGAGGCUGAUUGAACGGUACAUUUCGGAAAAUUUACACCACAUCAUUUUCCCCCGCCUUAGUGCCCUGAAACGACAAGAAGACCUGGAACUCGAAGCCAAGAUUCGCCAAAUGGACUCCGUUGACUUGUCGCAGCUCGGCAUGGACAUCGACGGCGGCCCCAGAAAGAAGCAUGAAGUGACCCUCGCAUUGGGCCGUGUUGUGGAAGAGUUUCGAAAAAUAGCAACAGCAGCAUGUCCGCAGGAUAUGCUGUCUAUUCUCUUAGCGACUGUAAAGUCAGUCAGCCGGCUCACAAGCUCGCCUCCGAAGGGCGACGGCAGUGUCACCGACAAAGAUGCGACUGGAGAUGACUCGAAUCAGACAAAUACCGAGAAGCCUCUCAUUAUGAUCAACGCCGACACACUGGUGUCGCUUCUUCUAUACAUUAUCAUUCGAGCGCAACAGCGACACCUCUUGGCGCGCUUCAUCUACAUGCGCCACUUUAUCUUCAUAGAUGAUGUUGACGGUGGCGAAAUGGGCUAUGCAUUAAGCACAUUCGAAGCUGUACUUACGUACCUGAUAAGCGACUCCAGUGGUCUUCGGCGCGCGAGUCGGCGCAACAAAUCUCUCUGGGAGGCGACGGCGAAGGGUGAUUUGGAUGCAAUCAAAGCCAUUAUGGAGCCGAGUCCUGAUGACGCUGUCGAAGCCGGAGAUGUCGACAGCGACAAUGGAGAAGAGGACAGCAGUUCGCGGCGCCUCGGCACCCGGUUCGUCACGAUCUUCCAGAACGUCACGCCGUUCUUCGUUGGUUCUCUCUGA